AUGACAUCUCUCCUCGCAAACAAGCCAGACCCGUUAGGUUCUGUGCCGAGGCGCAAUUAUGCCAAUCAGCAAUCACAGCAACAGCAACAGCGUCAAUCAAGACAACGACAACCCCCAACCCAACAAGAACCCUAUUCAUCCGAAUCCUCCGGUCAUGCAAUCGCUUCCGAAACUCCCUCCCAGUACUCCUCCUUCUCCAGCUCCGACAGCGACGGCCAAGCCGCCCAUUCCGAUAGCGAUGUCGACGAAGAUACAGCUAGUGAUGUCGUCGGCGUCAGUAUCGGUCCCACACAGAGCCGCAUGAAGGCCCGCGCCACGCCCGCCGAAGAGAAGAACAGAAUCCUAGAAGACCACGGCGGCUACUUUACCGCAAUCUCAGACACAAUCCCGGAUACUGUCGGCGAAGAUGGUCUUUUCGUCUCACAGCUGACGGCUGAGCCAGAAUCAGUCCCGGUGGGGCGUAAUAAAUUGGGGGCCCGACAGGAGGAUGCUUCCAUAGCCGAACCGACGACUCACGGUGCUGGGACUGGGGCUCCCGCUCCGCGUGUGCAUCCUCAUGCGCAAUCAUUGCCGGUUGAGCGCCGAACGCCGCGCGGUCCCCACACUGAUGGCCCGACGCCUGCGUCGGUCGACUACCAGGAACCCAAGGAUUCAACUGUUGCGAAUAACAAUAACAAUAACAAUAAUAAUACCCAUCGUUCAAGCUUUACACGAUCGCUUUUGAAGACGUCAUUGCCUCGCAGACCGCGGGCUUGGUCGGGAGAAUUGAAAAGGCUUCUUCCGGAUUUGAAUCUGGCGUCGUUCGCGGCGAAACGCCCGUCUCUCCCGUUUUUAUCUGGGAGCAAUUCUCAGAAUCGUGCUCGCAGUCAGACUAUUGCUCCUGUUGCUCCUAUUGCUCCUUUACAUAAGCGGAACUCCUCGCUGCUUUUGAGACGGACUUCCUCGUUGGAUAGGGGACGUCAACAUCGGGACCAGUCGCAACAAUCUUCGGCUGAGGCUGUCAAUAUUGUCGGCCAUGAUUCUGACGAAGGACAUGAUGCGCGGCAUAUUCCUGAGCUGCGAUCUUUGGAAGCAAGCUUUGCUGUGAAGCAUUCGUUUGCUAGACGUCCUAGUACGGCGAUGCCAAAACGUCCGCCUAGCAUUAAACGCUCAUCGUCGGAUCAAUCAUUGUAUUUGCGUGCAUCAUCUACGGCGUCUUCUUUGGAGCAACGACCGCUGUAUGAAAAUGUACAUUCACAGGUUAACAGCCGGUUUAAGGCGAUUAAAGACUCCUUGCAAGAUUCCAGUAGUCGGCUGUUGAGUAUGCCGGCGCUCAAUUUGCAGGAUAUACGUAAUGAUUGGACUUCCAGACCCUUUUUCAAUGAUUUCGGUGGCUCUUCAACUUCUACAAAUGAUAGAGGAAUGAAGAGCUCGGUGCAUCGGGUAGCAACACCACCACCGCCCCCUAAGAAUCCACAGUCUACUCAUCCGAUCUUAGAAGAGGCCAUGUCUGAAUUAACGGGAGAUAUUGUGAUUCUGGGAGGUUAUCGUGGUUCUAUCUUGCGAUCUGCUAAGGCGCCACAUCGUCAAUUAUGGGUGCCUAUGAAAGUGGGACUGAAUCUACGAAAGGUCGAUUUGGAAGUUGGCUUGACUCGAGAGGAUGAAGAGCGCAUGGAAGAAACUAUCAUUCCUUCUGGUGUACUAUCUCAUGUUGGUCCAGUGGAUGUCUGCAGACGGCUGAUGAAGCGAUUGCGAAAAUGUGAGAAUGCCGUUCGUGGUGAUUUGCGCGUCUGGGACUACGGCUACGACUGGCGACUGAGUCCGGAUCUUCUUUCUAAAAGAUUAAUUGAGUUCCUCGAAGGUCUACCUUCCAAUCGGCCAAAUAGCGAAACUGGCCAAAGACGCGGUGCUUAUGUGGUUGCGCACAGUCUCGGUGGUCUCAUCACUCGUCAUGCCGUUAACCAACGACCUGAUCUCUUUGCGGGUGUUGUAUACGCCGGUGUCCCACAGCACUGUGUGAAUAUCCUCGGCCCACUACGCCAUGGCGAUGAUGUCCUUCUCAGCUCGCGAGUUCUGACUGCCCAAGUCAACUUUACUUUCCGUACUAGCUAUGCUCUCCUCCCAGAAGAUGGACAUUGCUUCAUCGAUAAGCAGUCCAAAGAAGAGUUCCGAGUUGAUUUCUUCGACGCUCGCUCCUGGGCUGAAUACCGUCUUUCCCCAUGCAUCACACCUAAUUUCCCUCCAACAACAAGCGGAAGUGGAAGUGGAAGCGGAGGCCUUGGUGGUUUCAAAGACUUCGCUCUAAACAGCCGAAAGCGAUUCUCUCUGGGCCCCGCGAGGACUCCGACAAUUCUAUAUCUAGAUGGCCACACCCAAACCACAGAGGAAGACCUAUCAUCCCGCAACACAACCCACUCUACAAAUUCACUACCUUCCAUUUCUCCCAGAGCCGUCUUCGAAAAGGCCGAGGAGAACAUUCAGCUUCCCGUCGAUGGUCUCGUUGGCCCUGUCGCCAAUCCACGUGGAAGUGUCGGAUCAUCCAAGGCUUCGACAACAUGUACCAUUCCCCGCGCCGCAGCUAUUGAAUACUUGCAACGCACCUUGUCAGAGGUGAAGCAAUUCAAGUCUGAUCUUGGAUUCCAGCCUUCUCACCAGUCUGAUAACAAGUAUCCCCCUGCUGCUGUUCUUUAUGGUAAAAGUGUGCCUACCGUGUACGGUGCCCGUGUUAACUCGCGCGAAGCAAUUAAGCAUGGAGACGCAUUUGAUGAUCUGGCUUUUGCAGCAGGGGAUGGUGUCUGUCUUGCUUCGGCGGCGAUGUUACCUUCUGGAUAUCGAGUUAUCAAAGAUGGAUUGGUGAAGAGUGAUCGUGGUCAUGUUGGAUUACUCGGUGACCUUGAGGGAGUGGGGCAAUGCUUACGAGCUAUUGUUCACGGAAGGAAAGAGGGUGUUGGUAUGGGAAGUCAGGUCUAG
This is a messenger RNA of Penicillium angulare, 2949 nucleotides long. RefSeq lists its product as uncharacterized. Gene Ontology annotation, molecular function: triacylglycerol lipase activity. Bases 1 to 2949 code for a protein of 982 amino acids. Lineage: Eukaryota; Fungi; Ascomycota; Eurotiomycetes; Eurotiales; Aspergillaceae. The record is from RefSeq and is a predicted model, not a curated record. The transcript has 2 exons.